CAUUCAGUCGUCACGUAUUGGUUCUUGUUUGUUCAUUGCGCCAACACAUGUUCAAUUAAUGACGAAGUUUAGGCAUAUGCCUGGUGUUCGAGCCGAAGAUCAUUCGAACACAUAAAUGCAUUUUAUUUUUAGACUAAUAACGCAAAAUUGGAAUGGGGCAGCAAUGAAUCAGAAACAUGAACAACAUGAUAAUAGCCUGAUUAACUCAAGUCAACAGAUACGACCUCUCAGAAUGUGAGUCGUAAAAGUUUGUGCAAACAAUAGUUUAGCUAUGCUAUAGAAUAUUUAAUUCAAAUGCAUGAUAUCAUUCUGCGUAGAACCAAUAACGUCAUAAGUUAUUGUAGAUUAUAUUGUUCGAUGACAUUAAUUGAUCGGGUUAUCGUUAUAAGAAGGAACCGAACUGUGAGAAUGGUAUUCGUGUCUUAGCGGGUGGCGAACAAUGUUGGCCAACAAAGCAGUGAUUGUUUUAUGCAUUUCCAUAUUCAGUGUAUCAUGGGUCCAAGCUAUUCCAGAUGGAAAAGAGGCGGAAGGACUUUCUCUUGCUGGAGAUUUUGAAAAAUGGUUCAGACAAAAAUCUUUGGAAGCAAUAACAGAUGACCGCUCUUUAAACGACUUUUUAUCAAAAUCAACGACUUUUACAUUGAAUAAUUCUUUUUCUGACGAAGGUUCUGGUCAGGAUGAUUCCUUCACUGAUGACUACGGUUCUGGUUUGCCAGCAUCGACUUCAGAAGAUGAUUUUUCGGAAGUGAUAUCACCAUUACUAGUAACUACUACGGAAGACUUCACUUUUCAGGAACCUGCAUCGACUUCUGUUGUAAUUAAAGAUGCCUCUGAGAAAAGUAGAAACGCUGGUCAACAUUCCCCAUGGGUGGUAAUUAUUGUCAUGUCUAUUUUUGCUGUUAUUUUGCUACUUAUUCUUCUCACUGUUAUAAAAAUUUAUUGUCAGCGAUAUAAAGUUAGUCAAGAAGAACAUGCUGCAAAAGAACCUUUUAUUAGAUUCAGUAAAGUAACUACUGAAUAAUAUCAAACUGAGGCUAAAUCAGAAUGCUAUAAGUUUAACUUAAGCUUUUAGAGUUGUAAGAGAAGAAUCUCCAGUGAAUAGUGUAAAUUAGUUUGUAAGAAAUGUUAAUAUUUAGGACGUUAAAAUAUUAUGUGAUAUCUUUUUUAAUCAAUAUACUAUUGUACUGAUAUAA
Messenger RNA from Cotesia glomerata, 1193 nucleotides. RefSeq lists its product as uncharacterized. Bases 440 to 1021 code for a protein of 193 amino acids. The record is from RefSeq and is a predicted model, not a curated record. The transcript is spliced from 2 exons. NCBI's taxonomy places the organism in Eukaryota, Metazoa, Arthropoda, Insecta, Hymenoptera, Braconidae.